Molecule: messenger RNA, 392 nt
Organism: Dimorphilus gyrociliatus
Lineage: Eukaryota; Metazoa; Annelida; Polychaeta; Dinophilidae
Source: the annotation of a GenBank genome assembly
AGUAUCGUGUGCAAAAAAUAUUGAAUAAAAGGGCGUAGUUGAGUAUUUGAGAGACAUUUUUGUAUAUGUACAAUUUGAGAUCAUCAAUUUAAGACAAAAUGCCGAAGUGUCCGACUUGCGCUAAAGAAGUUUACUUUGCUGUUAAACUAAGUGAAAAAUUGAUUAUGACACAGAAAAAAUUAAGAGAGAAAGAUAGCGAGACUGAAAAAGUCACCUCUAUGGGCAAAGAUUUUCAUCGUCCUUGCUUGAAAUGUCUCAAGUGUGGCAAGACGUUAUCUUCUGGAAGUCAUGCUGUACAUGAUGACAAACCCUAUUGUCAUAAACCGUGUUAUGCAGCACUUUUUGGACCAAAAGGUUUCGGACACGGAGGAGCUGAGAGUCAUAAGUAUUGA